Molecule: messenger RNA, 1348 nt
Organism: Hyaloscypha bicolor E
Lineage: Eukaryota; Fungi; Ascomycota; Leotiomycetes; Helotiales; Hyaloscyphaceae
Product: NAD(P)-binding protein
Exons: 2
Coding region: 54-1070 (338 amino acids)
Biological process (GO): fatty acid elongation
Cellular component (GO): endoplasmic reticulum
Molecular function (GO): ketoreductase activity
Source: RefSeq, a predicted model, not a curated record
AACAACACCAUCAUACAUCGACAUCGUCAGCAUCAAUCUUGACAACACCAGACAUGACCGCAGUCAUGGAUAUUGGCGCUAUUCUCGAGAAGGCCCCUCGUCCAUUAGUCUACGGCACUUCCUUCGUAGGACUUUUCUUCAUCGCCCGCUUUUUCAUCAGCUACAUUCGACUGCUGCUCAGCUUAUUCGUCCUGCCAGGAACGAAUCUCCGCAAAUACGGCAAGAAAGGCACCUGGGCAGUAGUAACCGGCGCCUCCGACGGCCUCGGAAAAGAAUACGCCAUCCAGCUCGCGCAAAAAGGCUUCAACCUGCUGCUCAUCUCGCGCACUGCCUCGAAACUCGAGACGCUCUCCUCCGAAAUAAAGACCAAGUAUGCGGGCUCGAAUAUCGACGUGAAGAUCCUCGCUAUGGACUUCAGCAAGAAUGAGGAGGGCGAUUAUGCGAAGUUGAAGGCGCUGGUUGAUGGACUUGAUGUGGGAAUUUUGAUUAAUAAUGUCGGGCAGAGUCAUGCUAUCCCUGUGUCGUUUAUUCAGACGCCGAAGGAGGAGAUGAGGGAUAUUAUUGCGAUUAACUGUGUUGCCACACUCCACGUGACGCAGAUUGUUGCUCCUGGUAUGGUGCAAAGGAAACGAGGACUGAUUCUUACGAUGGGGAGUUUUGGCGGGUGGUUGCCUACGCCGUUACUGGCUACGUAUUCGGGCAGCAAGGCAUUCUUGCAGCAGUGGUCUACGGCGCUAGGUGGGGAGUUGGCGGGCAGUGGGGUAGAUGUCGAGCUUUGCUUGAGCUACUUGGUUACGACUGCUAUGUCGAAAGUGAGGAAGACAAGCAUGCUGAUCCCAAAUCCGAGAGCGUUCGUCAAGGCUGUACUGGGAAAGAUUGGGAGGAGUGGCGGAGCGCAGAAUAUGGCCUAUACGAGUACGCCGUUUGCGGGGCAUGCGUUGAUGCAGUGGUGGUUGGAGAACACGGUGGGGAUUGGGGGGAAGAUGGUGGUGGUGAAGAAUAAGGAGAUGCAUCAGGGAAUCAGGAAGAGGGCUUUGAGGAAGGCGGAGAGGGAAGCGAAGAAAGCUUGAGGGGGAAUGAAAUCAAGGGAAAUGUGGCCCAUUGGGGCGGAUUGUUCUGUUGGUGAAAGCGAUGGGAAAUGCUGUAUAUGGACAACCCAGAGGAGAGGUCAUCGGAGAAUAGGGACUGCAUGGUGGUGGCAUUGCUUAUAACAGCUUAAUACCUCAUCUGGGUAUAGAAUAGAAGCAAGUAAUGUAUGCAUUGAAACACCUUCGAAGAGUGUGAUUGCCACAGGCUCAGGAGUUGAAAUUGACUUCUCGGUGAAAGAGAAGGCGCAGACAAGAACAAC